Messenger RNA from Peniophora sp. CBMAI 1063, 1197 nucleotides. NCBI's taxonomy places the organism in Eukaryota, Fungi, Basidiomycota, Agaricomycetes, Russulales, Peniophoraceae. The record is from the annotation of a GenBank genome assembly.
AUGCCCACAAAGACCAAAUCGCGUUCCGCGCGCCCCGCCCCACCAAAACGCCAGUCAAAGUCCGAACCCGCCAAGCCGUCCCGCCCGACGCGUCGUGCGUCGACAACCAACAACAAGAAGCGGAAGGCUCCCGAAUCUGACGAGGACGAGGAAGAGAACGAGAACGCCGAGUCGUCCGCUGACGAAGGCGCGUCGGACGGGUACAAAGACUCUGGGGCGUCGAGCGCCGAGGACGAAGCGCUCGACUCGGACCGGCUGGACGAGGACGAGGACGAGGACGACGUGAAGCCGGGCAACAAGCGCAAGGCGGGGAAGAAGGCUUCUCCUCGGAAGAGGCGGAGGAAGGAUGAAGAUGACGAGGAGCAGGAGUGGGAUGGGGAGGACGAGGAUGGGCGGGAGAUCGUCGGGCGUGUGGUCGAAGCCCCUAAGACGGGCAGAGUACCGCCCGGUCAGAUAUCUAAGAAUACGUUCAACUUCCUCACAAACCUCAAGAAACCCGAAUGCAACGACCGCCAGUGGUUUAAGCUCAACGAACCCGUAUACCGACUCGCGGAGCAAGAGUGGAAAGACUUUAUAAUCGCGCUCACGGACGACCUCGUCGACGUCGACCCGCAAGUCCCGCCUCUACCGCCCAAAGACGUCAUACACCGGAUAUACCGCGACGUGCGCUUCAGCAACGACAAGACGCCAUACAAAACUGGCUUCAGCGCCAGCUUUUCGCGCGGUGGGCGAAAGGGUUUGUUUGCGCAUUAUCAUGUCAUGAUCAAACCCGGCAACGAAUCAAUGUUCGCAGCGGGCGCCUGGUGCCCCGGCAAAAACGAGCUGGACACCAUCCGCGCGCACAUCAAACACAACCCGGCCCGGCUCCGCGCUCUGCUCAAAGACCCCGAUUUCAUCGACAUGUUCGGCCAGCCGAAGCCGGGAAAAAGGAGCAGUAUUUUCGGACGGGAGGACGAGCUGAAGAAUGCGCCGAAGGGCGUUGCGAAGGAUCAUAAGGAUAUUGAUUUGUUGAAGUGCCGCACGUUCGCUGUGGUGCACAAGUUCAAAGAUGAGACGGUUCUCUCUCCUGAGUUCCGCGAGGAGCUGAAGCGCGUUAUGGACGUCGCCAGACCGUUCGUUCACUGUUUGAACGACUGGAUGACGGUGGGUCUGGACGAAGAAGAGGGCGCCGAAGAGGCGGACGACGAUGAUGAGUAG